Messenger RNA from Caenorhabditis briggsae, 945 nucleotides. The transcript is spliced from 4 exons. The coding region runs from base 1 to 945 and encodes 314 amino acids. The record is from RefSeq and is a predicted model, not a curated record. NCBI's taxonomy places the organism in Eukaryota, Metazoa, Nematoda, Chromadorea, Rhabditida, Rhabditidae.
AUGUUUGUAGUUAUCAACACGGAUCCGGGUACAACAUUAAACGAAUUGAUGGCUUUUAUGACUCAGAAGACGAUCACUUUUUCUGUAACGGAUAAUCUAUCGAAACUCUGCGAUCGACCUGAUAAAUGGAAGGAAAUGGGAACCCAAACAGACGACGAUUACGAUAGCCUUCUUCCACACAAGAAAUCAAAAAUUUCGAAUGGAGAUACAGAUUGCGUAUCACCAUGCUCAUCAGCAACACCGUCUGAAUCUAUUGAUUUAGGAAUUUCAAUCAAAACCAAUGGAAAUGGAAACAAUAAUUGGGAUUUAGAGAAUUCGACAGUUCUACGAGGUCUUAUUAAAAAUGAAAAUGAAAAAUCGAAUCAUUUGAUGAAAGAAGAGCCAGAAGAAGAUGCUUCGGUUGAAGACGUCAUGAAUUCUGAAAUGAUUCAGACACAAUUGAUGCAAGCUCUUUUUGCCAAAAGUCAAAACGGAGGAAUCAAUGGAUUUGCUGCUUUGGAAGACAACGAAAGUCUAGAUGGGAAAUCAUCAGCAGGAGUACUUUCUGAUCUUCAAGAAGCCUUCCGAAUGGACGGAUCUCCUGUUUCGGCAAUCCGAUACAAACCCGCCUACGCAUCAACGAAACGUGGUGUUUGUCAUGUCUGUAAUAGAGAAGUUUCAUUGAUUACAACUCAUCGAAGGAGGCAUGCAAUUACUCAUUUGGGUUUCAAAACAUUGAAAUGCGCAUUGUGCUAUAAGUUUUUCAGUAGACAAGAUUUGGCAACAGGUCAUUUUAAGAAGGAUCACCCAACUUCUGAAUUUACGCCUUUUGUUGAUACAAUGUCAUCAGAAGAUGAAAAACAGCUUGUUUUGAUGAUGGGAUUGUGUUUUCCUGAUGAAUCUGGUCCAAGAAAAAGAAAAGACGGCGAGAAGAAUAAAGGCGAAGAGCAGCAAACCGUCGAAUGA